GCUGGGAGGAGGCUUUGAUCCUUGGGUCUGCACUUUGCAUAGCAUUUAACCCUUGUACUGCAGUGUGCGGAGCAGCAGGGGUGACACUGAGCCACCGCAGCCUCCUGCUCACAUGUCACCAAGAUGUCACUUUGCAGCAUCCCAGCCCCUGACAUCACUAUGCCCUCUGGGCAGGUCCCUGUGAAUUUUAAUGAUGUGGCAAUUUAUUUCUCAAAUGAAGAAUGGCGCUAUCUAGAGGAGUGGCAGAAAAACCUGUACACGGAGGUCAUGCAGGAAAACCUGGAAAUCUUGCUUUCAUUAGAUGAUGUUUGCAAUAAAAUUGAAGAAAAUACUUCUACAUUCUCUAGUAAUAAGGUAAGGAGGAAACUAAAAAGAACCCAGCUGGAUGAGCAAGAUGCAGGGAGCAGUCAGUACAAGAAGUAUGUCCAUGGUGUCUUAGAAGGUCUAUGCCACAAGUGCUGCCAAUGUCAAGAAGACUUUAAUAGCUGGUCCCUACUUAUUGACCAUAAAAUGAUCUGCCACAGUGAGAAUUCACGGUUCACUCAGGAUGACGAGAAGAUAAUCUCAAGCCUUCAAAGCCCAAGAUACAAUGACUGGAGAUCUCUUGGAGAUCAUGAGCACUUUUCUUUGAGGGAUCUGAUUCAGGCAACAUGCACAAUACGGACACAAGAUGAUAAACAGACUGAAAGGAUUGACCAAGAGCCAACAAAAUCUUACAGUUCUCACAAGAUCCACGAAAUACUUUCCAAUUGUGAAAGUAAGAAACUCUCAACCAGGAUUCAGAACUCAGAAAUGGGGAAUAAUUUCCAUAAAUGCGUACAUUGUUCUAAGGUAUUCAAAGACGGCAGCCUUCUUGCUGAGCAUGAGAAAUCACACAAGGAAAACAAGACCUUUGCCUGCCCUGAUUGUGGCAAAACUUUCAUUAGGAAGUCCAUACUGAAGCUCCACCGGAGGACGCACACAGGAGAGCGGCCAUUUGCCUGUACUGACUGUGGGAAAAGUUUCAGCCAGAGGUUCAACCUUGUGAUCCAUCAGCGGAUUCAUACAGGAGAGAAGCCGUAUAGAUGUCCUACAUGUGACAAAAGCUUCCGCUACAAGCCAGCUCUUGUCAGGCAUGAGAAAGAAGGAAAAUGUGUUAAAAAUGUCCCCAAAACACAGACGAUGGUGGAGAAAAAGAGCCCUGGACAUCUUCCUCAUAUGACUGCUACUGUUAAAACAUCACAAAUUCUUCCACAUUCUUCCAUCCAUCAUUCAUUUUCCUUGAACUCUGUACAUGACACAGCAGAUUCCAAACUUCAUUUAUCAAAGCUCAGACCACUAACCUGCCCAAAAACCACGAACCAAAAUUUACAUGGUGUUAAAGUCCCAUCAAUUGCACCUUCUUCAAAUCCUCUAGCAAGCAGUAAACCUCUCACAUCUGUUGAGUCUCACAACCUGAGAAUGAAAUCCCCCACAACCUUGAUAUACAAUAAGUCAAGUAUAAAGACUGUAUUGGCUGUACCAUCUUCCAUCCACAGUCUUUUGCGUAGAAGGCAUCCAACAACCGCACCUUCCUCCACGAGUCAUGCAUUCAAUACUAAGCCAACUUCCACUUCCUUUGUCAGUCAUUCAUUGGAUACUAAGAUUUCAUUAGCCUCAACUUAUCCCAUCAGUCAUUCCUUGGAAAUUAAGACUUUAUCGACCUCACCUUCCUCCAUCAGUCAUUUAUUAGAUAGUAAACCUCCAUUGGCCCCUACUUCCCUUAUCACUCAUUCGUUGACUACUAAGCCUCCAUUGGCCUCACCUUCCUCCAUAAGUCAUUCACUGGAUAGUAAAGUUCAAUCCACCUCACCUUCCUCUAUUCAUCUUUCAGUGGAUAGUAAGCUUUCAACAACCUUAACUUCUCCCAUCGAAUCAGCUAUUGGUUACUAAUCCUACAUCGGCUUU
Bufo gargarizans (Asiatic toad) is the source of this 1926-nucleotide messenger RNA. RefSeq names its product oocyte zinc finger protein XlCOF28-like. Gene Ontology annotation, biological process: negative regulation of transcription by RNA polymerase II. The record is from RefSeq and is a predicted model, not a curated record. Lineage: Eukaryota; Metazoa; Chordata; Amphibia; Anura; Bufonidae. The transcript is spliced from 3 exons. Bases 124 to 1911 code for a protein of 595 amino acids. Gene Ontology annotation, molecular function: DNA-binding transcription repressor activity, RNA polymerase II-specific.